AUGAGUGAGGGCACUAGUCCCUCAAGCAUCUAUGAUGAUGGCACCAGGAGCACUCCCAGUAAUUUGCCCAAGGCAGCCACUAGGUCAAGGAAGAAGAGAACCUCAGAUUCUGAGGAUGAGAAUUAUGUGGCUACAGAGGAGGAAGUGAGCUCCAAGAAGAAAGUCCUAAAAAAGGAGUAUGGCACUACUGCUGCAACCAAGCCUGGGUUGCACAAGAAGGCACCAGCUAAAAGAGUCCCAAUGUCAAAGGCCAAAUCCUCCACUCAGGAACCUCCCAAAUCAACUGAAGGAGAGGCUGCUGUUGAAGAUAAGAAGAAGAAGGAAAGAAAGAGAGGAAGAUGGUGCAAUAAGGUGGACCCGAUGGCAGAAUUUGAAAGGCAUUCUUCUGAAGAAGAAGAUGAAGAGGAAGAGGAUGCUGCACCAACACCCAAGUCCCAGAAGCUUAUGGGGGAUGCUAUCAAGUCAGGGGCUGCUCCAUCUAAGCCCAAAACUGCUCCCAAAGCUACUGCUCAAGCUCAGAAACCUUCUAAGCCCAAGAGAAGCACCAGGAACAUCCCGGUUGAAGAGAAGAACAAGGCCCCAGUGCCUGAAGUUGAAGAGGAAGAUGUUGAAGCCCAAGUGCUGAGAAAACUGAAACCAAAGAUUCCAGACCGCAAUGACACUCAUCCAGUGGCAGAGGACAUGAGCAUCAGGAAGGAUGCAGAAUUUGAAGAUAACACAGUUGUGAUGAAUGAGGAUGAUCCCACCUCAGAGCAAGCACAAGAGAAGAGAGCUAAGGCAAAGGCAGAAAAGGCUGCAAAGAUGCCAAGUGUUGAGGAGGCAUCUCAGGUGUUCUUAAAGAGCAAACAAGAUCAACUAGCUUAUCUGAUUCAAGCAACUUUGAGGAUUGAGAAGGGCUUGGCCACCUUGACUCAAAAUCAGGAGAGCUUGGAAAGGAUCAUUGAGACCAAGUUUUAUGAUCUUGAUCUGAAAGUCAUUAAGAUACAGACAGCAGUUGAGUAG
This is a messenger RNA of Aegilops tauschii subsp. strangulata, 1002 nucleotides long. The record is from RefSeq and is a predicted model, not a curated record. NCBI's taxonomy places the organism in Eukaryota, Viridiplantae, Streptophyta, Magnoliopsida, Poales, Poaceae.